AUGAAGUAUAUUUUUCUGUUUGUCAAUCCUACUGCGGGGGGGAAUAGAGCAUCUAUGUUCACCGACUUUGGAGUCAACGAUAUAUUAUUCCACAAGCCGCACAAAUGCCAUUUCUCCAUUUACAACAUUUUGGAAGGCGAGCAUGGGAAGAAGCCCGGGUUCCUGCGCCUCAGUUCUGUGACCAACAGCCCACCCGAGGCUGAAAAUAAAAGUGACUCCGUGACCCUCAACUUGGGGAGCCCCCUUAGCAAAAGUAGCCUCUCCGUCGAGGGGAAAAGCGACAAGUCGAACCGCAAUUCGAGUAAUACCCCCAGUCAAAACCGAACAAAUGAGACAAGUAACAAUACGGGAAUUGGUGGAAAGAACAAAGGAGAAGAAGGCCACGACCACAGUGGCACAGAAAAGAGUAACGAUUUGCAAAAGACAGGUAGUAAAAACAGUGAGGGCAUAGCGGGGGAGGAUGAAAACAUAUGUGCCUACGUCCUAGUGGCAGGAGGAGAUGGAACGCUAAACUGGUUUCUAAAAGAAGCAGAGCAUUAUGAUAUUAAGGACGAUAAAAUUGCCGUAGGAGUAAUUCCCUUUGGAACGGGGAAUGAUUUUGCCAAAGCGUUCGGAUGGAAAAAAAUGGAUGGCUUCUUUAACUACACCUUUUUAUUUGAUAUUUUAAAAAAAAUUGUAGAUCAAGCCUUCAGGUCCAAAAUUGAGAAGCAUGAUUACUGGAACGUACAUGUAAUGUUGAAGGAAGAUGGGUAUUUUAAUAAAAUAAGUUCGACGACGAAAAAGAAGGAAACCUUAACUGAAAAUGAACAAAAUGUGAAGGUUCUGAAAUUGUGCAUGAGUAAUUACUUCAGUAUAGGGAUAGAUUCAAGGAUAGGUAGAGGGUUUGAAAGGCACAGACAGAAGAGUGCCUUUUUUAAUAAACUUAUUUAUGUCAUUGAGGGAUUUAAAAAAAUUCUUUUUAAAAAAAAUAUUCCUGUUAAUUUAAUUAUUGAUAAAAUGGUUACUGGGAAAAAUUACGACAACGUUAUUUUUACGACUAGCCAUAAUGACAGCGUAUCUCCUUCACCCCCUGUACUCAAAAAAGCAAUGAGUAUAAUAUGCGUGAAUAUUCCUUCCUACUCCUCUGGAAAUGACAUAUGGAAUUAUACGCAUAAAAUUGGAUUAAAGUUACCGAAGGAUUUGCCUUUGGAGCAGAAAAAAAUGUAUAAAGAUUUAAAAAAAAAACAACAGGAGGUGGGGGAUGGUGUGCUGGAAUUUGUCAUUUAUCAGUCAGGGGUAGACUUGGGGUUGGAAUUCACCCUGAAAGGUAGGGCCUUUAGGGUGCACCAGGGAAUUGGCCCAUGGAAAAUACUUUUUAAAGAGCAAGUGUGUAAUGUUUAUUUUCAGGUAGAUGGGGAGUACUAUCUCAUGUCGUCUCCAGAGAGCAUCUCCAUAGACCAUUAUAAGAAGAUCAAUGUGUUGAAGAAUAUGGUGUGA
Molecule: messenger RNA, 1476 nt
Organism: Plasmodium knowlesi strain H
Lineage: Eukaryota; Apicomplexa; Aconoidasida; Haemosporida; Plasmodiidae
Product: diacylglycerol kinase, putative
Exons: 2
Coding region: 1-1476 (491 amino acids)
Molecular function (GO): ATP-dependent diacylglycerol kinase activity
Source: RefSeq, a predicted model, not a curated record